CCAUUGGUCCGAGGGACACGUGACACUGGCCGUCCCGUUCGCAGCGCGGCACGACGUAAUGUCGGACGACCAUAACCUACCUGCCUCCGGCAUCAUCCUUCUUCUUCUUCUUCUUGUGCCUCUCUUCCGCGACGCGACCCGUUUCUGCUGUCUGUCUGGGAUCUCCGACUACCUCCGGCGUCGCCCAGCGUCGUCCGUCUUCCUCGUCGACCACCAUCCGACGUUGUUCUCGCCGCUCGAAAGUCCACCCCUCGUAAAUGUCAGCGCCACGUUCGUUCAAAAAAAUGUUACACGUCAGAGGAGUGGGUAUACGAUUGGCCAGUACAUUAGCAGGCAGGAGUUCGUCUAAAAAAAUGCUAGAUUCGAUGAUAAGAAUCGAUCAUGCUGGCGAAUUGGGAGCCGACAGAAUAUACGCCGGACAAAUGGCCGUACUAGGCAACACGGCGAUUGGACCGACUAUACAGCACAUGUGGGAUCAAGAGAAACGACACCACGCCAAAUUCGAGGAAUUGAUUCGCAAGUAUCGAGUCAGACCCACCGUCCUCACCCCACUGUUGAAUAUCGCCGGAUUCGCUCUGGGUGCCGGUACUGCUCUCAUGGGUGAGAAAGCAGCGAUGGCGUGCACUGUGGCAGUGGAGACUGUGAUCGUUGAACAUUACAACGAUCAGUUGCGUACGUUGAUGGCGAAUAGCGACAAUGUGGACGAAGAGAUACUCGAAACUAUAAAGAAGUUCCGAGAUGAAGAACAACAGCAUCAUGAUACGGGUAUAGAUCACGGCGCCGAGCAAGCUCCGUUUUACCAAGCUCUGACAAAUGUGAUCAAAUGCGGCUGCAAAACAGCUAUUUCAAUUGUUAAAGUGAUAUGAAUAUAUCUGCAAGUG
This is a messenger RNA of Cyphomyrmex costatus, 881 nucleotides long. RefSeq names its product ubiquinone biosynthesis protein COQ7, mitochondrial (gene Coq7). Lineage: Eukaryota; Metazoa; Arthropoda; Insecta; Hymenoptera; Formicidae. Bases 258 to 866 code for a protein of 202 amino acids. Gene Ontology annotation, molecular function: 3-demethoxyubiquinol 3-hydroxylase activity. The record is from RefSeq and is a predicted model, not a curated record. Gene Ontology annotation, cellular component: nucleus; mitochondrial inner membrane. Gene Ontology annotation, biological process: determination of adult lifespan; regulation of reactive oxygen species metabolic process; regulation of gene expression. The transcript is spliced from 3 exons.